GGAUCUGUGUAAUGAAAAAAAUGGCGGGAAACUUUUGGAAAAAUUCUACCACGAUCAUUCGCGUAUAAGAUAUUAAAUGUACUGAAUGGCGUAUUAAAUUAAUUUACCGACUAGGCAAUGAGUGGUCAAUCAGCGUCUUUACGUUUAUUUCAAUUCCUACUCUUGCGAAACAUGGCCGUUACCGCGACUAAUAUUUAAUUCAUUAAGAUAUUAAGAUUUACUACGGCAAUAUUAUACGCAUAGAAUUAUAUUUAUCAAUAGUUCAAAAAAUUGUUAAGUGCGAAUAAAUUUUAAUUACAAUAAAUAUUAAAAUCAAUCACAGUAUUAAUAGUACACAGUAAACAAUAUUUAAUAAAUUAAUGAUGUAUUUGAAAUGUAUAUUUUGGUUCGGUUUGGUCGUCUUUUUAAAUUCUUUUGCAAUGUUACAAAGCGUAAGAACCUGGAGCGAUAAACAACUCUUCCCAUCGAAUAAAAUUCCGGAAGAUGGCUUGAAUCCUCGUCGAUCGGUGGUGCGAAGAAAAAUAGUACUCUAUCAUAAUUUUUUUCGAACCAAAGUUAGACCAACUGCUUCCAACAUGCUGCUUAUGUCGUGGCAUCCACUAGCUGCGCGUCAAGCUCAAAAUUACGCGGAGAGAUGCGUUUUCUUACAACACAAUGACGCGGCUGAAAACACUGUGCCCUAUUUAGGUUCAUGCGGACAAAAUCUUUUCGUUUCUUCACGGAAGACUCCAUGGUUCUUCGCCAUAAAAAAUUGGUUUUUGGAGUAUCAAAAUUUUACAUAUGGGGCUCCGACAAGAGACCUUAAGGCAGUAGGACAUUACACACAGAUGGUUUGGGCGACUUCGCAUAAAGUCGGUUGCGGAGUUGCACAUUGUCCGGGAGGUCCUUGGGGAACCUUCUACAACUAUGUUUGUCAUUAUUGCCCAGCUGGCAACGUGGAAACAAUAACUCAGUAUCCAUACAAGAUCGGCCCUCAAUGCGGUGACUGUCCUGAAAGUUGCGUGUCUGACGCACUUUGUACCAACUCUUGCCCAGUUAAAGACUUUUACUCCAACUGUAAUGAUCUUGUAAGAGUGGCUAAUGUCUGUUCACAAGGUAUUUGUAAUGCAACAUGCACUUGUGGGAACAAUAGGUUACACAAGAAUUAUCCUUGGUAAAAGAUAUUAUUUUUUUUAGCGUCAAAGUAUAUUUCUUUUUAAUACACUAAACCAAUAAAAAUAUAAUUGUAGUUA
Messenger RNA from Pieris rapae (cabbage white), 1232 nucleotides. Its product is annotated as serotriflin. The record is from RefSeq and is a predicted model, not a curated record. Gene Ontology annotation, cellular component: extracellular region. The transcript has 6 exons. Bases 360 to 1157 code for a protein of 265 amino acids. Lineage: Eukaryota; Metazoa; Arthropoda; Insecta; Lepidoptera; Pieridae.